Messenger RNA from Penicillium antarcticum, 1266 nucleotides. RefSeq names its product C2H2 type transcription factor BrlA (gene brlA). The record is from RefSeq and is a predicted model, not a curated record. Gene Ontology annotation, cellular component: nucleus. The transcript has 2 exons. NCBI's taxonomy places the organism in Eukaryota, Fungi, Ascomycota, Eurotiomycetes, Eurotiales, Aspergillaceae. Gene Ontology annotation, molecular function: RNA polymerase II cis-regulatory region sequence-specific DNA binding; DNA-binding transcription factor activity, RNA polymerase II-specific. The coding region runs from base 1 to 1266 and encodes 421 amino acids. Gene Ontology annotation, biological process: regulation of transcription by RNA polymerase II.
AUGGCGUAUAGCUGCGAAACUAUCGACGCUGUUGCACCACGAUCUUUCAAGACAGAAGAUAUUGACGACAUGAGACCUCACGGACAGCAAAUCUCUGAUCAAUUGACUGUCGAGGUUGACUGCCGUUCUUUGGGCCCCAGUGAAUGCCCCUCGAUGACUUCGAGCUUUUCUCCUUUGGAUUCUCCAACCCCAACCCCAACCAGUCUUUACAGCCAAGGCUCAAUGGCUUCUCCCGGAUGGCACGAAGCCCAGCACUACCACACCAUGCCAAUGGAAAGACGGACUUCAGCAACGCCACUGCGCAGCGCGUUCCGGAUGGCCGAUCUCACUUCCGGUGAAGGCAUGGGUAUGCCUUGCGGCAACAUGGAUCGCCAGGAACAGAUGCCCAUCUCCGAGUACCUGCCGGGUUACGAUGAGAAUGUUGAGCAGUUCUGGAUUCCUCAGGAUGUGCCCAAGACCUACCAUGAACAAUCGUUCCCUUACCAGGCCCCGAUGCCUCAGUACAACCAAAUGGCACGUAACUACUAUCACCGUCCCCAGCAGGCUGGAUAUCUGCCCGAGUCAGCCUCCAACCCUUGUCUCUCUCGCCCGAUCUUCAACCAGCCCGCUGAGCGGAUGCCCAACUCGGCUUCCAUGUCCAACAUGAUGCCCUGGAUGCCAUCGCACGAGUCAUUGGUACCCCAGACUAUUACCCCAGCCCAGGCUUUCCCUCACCCUCCUGCUACGCCUCCUGCUUCCACUUACUCCGAAUUCCCUACGAACAUUCCUACCUUUAAAACCCACACUCCUUCUACUCCUGUCCGAUCAGUCUCACUGGGCACACCUACGGGCACCGAUACCCCAGUGAGCCGGAUGUCCGGACAUGACUACCAGGAAGAAUUCCAACUUUCUCCUGUUUACCGCGAUGGUCUGAUCCAACGCCACCGUCAGCCCUCUCGCAAGUCCUCGAAAAAGCAGCUGCUUCGAUCCAACCUCAGCCUCGAGAACCUGCCAUCCAUUAUUAAGCAGGUGCAGUUCAAGUGCAAGGAGCCUGGCUGCAAGGGUCGUUUCAAGCGCCAGGAGCACCUGAAGCGUCAUAUGAAGAGCCACUCCAAAGAGAAGCCCCAUGUUUGCUGGGUCCCUGGCUGCCAUCGCGCAUUCUCCCGCAGCGACAAUCUCAACGCACACUACACCAAGACCCACAGCAAGCGGGGGGUCGUAACCGAUAUGUCGCGACCCUCGAUGAUACCAGUCAAGAUUAUGAUCCCGACUUUCGUGGCCAGCUGA